Messenger RNA from Eutrema salsugineum, 1152 nucleotides. RefSeq names its product putative F-box protein At1g71320. NCBI's taxonomy places the organism in Eukaryota, Viridiplantae, Streptophyta, Magnoliopsida, Brassicales, Brassicaceae. Bases 1 to 1152 code for a protein of 383 amino acids. The transcript has 2 exons. Gene Ontology annotation, molecular function: protein binding. The record is from RefSeq and is a predicted model, not a curated record.
AUGGAAGAAGACAAAAACAAAACAAAGACACAAAAUCCUAUGACUAUCAUAACAUCGGACGAUUUAGUAAGAGAGAUUCUCAAGUUCCUUCCUGCAAAAUCACUCGAUAGAUUCAAAUCCGUGUCAAAACAUUGGAGGGCGUGGGCGUCGAUUGAGAUUCAAUCAGCCUUAAAAUUCCUUGUUGUUGAUCAACUGCCAUCAAAGGUUGAGGAAGAUUCAAACGCUAUAACUUUGCUUUUAGAGACCUUUUCUCGAGAUCAUGACAACAACGGACAAAUACGUCCUUCUUUAUCACGUUCUUGCACUAUUUCUGAUUAUUCAAUCGAAGAAUCUCAAAGGAACGUUAUUCUAGUCUGGGGAUCUUGCGACGGAUUGGUCUUAAUUAGCUUUUACGCUCUUAUUCGCGAUAUGAACUUUUACGGUAAUACUUUUAGAUAUGACGGUUUUAAGUACAUUUACCUAAUCAACCCAAAGACGAUGGAGCAGCGGACGCUUUCUCUGGCGUCGUUAAAGAAGACCGAAAAUCAACGAGGUCCAGUGAGUAGUUUUCCAAUUUCCGUUGGAUUUGGGAAAGACAUCAUCACAGGAUCAUACAAAGUGAUCUUGAUGUAUUUGUACAAGCCUAUUCUUGUUAAUGCAAGUGUGAGGAUCACGGUACUAAGCCUCAAUAGCGGAGAGCAACGGAACGCUGGUGUAUUCCCUGUUUUUUUCUAUCAUAUUCCCGAUGAGCUAACAUCAGUGUAUGUAAACGGGUCACUUUUCUGGUUGAUCGGGGAUACACCUACAAGACUAGUAGCAAUGGAUCUUCACACUGAAAAAUUUCGAUUAGUAUCAUUACCAAAUUGGUACACCAAAUACUCUCGUGGUAUGCGAAUGUGGAGUUUGAAUGACCGUUUGUGUCUAUCAGACGUCCUACAAUGCUCCGAUUUGGAUGUUUGGAGUCUCCAACAAGAAGAUCCUUAUGAAAAAUGGGAGAAAAUAUAUACCUUCAAUAUUUCAAAUAUUGGUUGUUUAGACCAAAGAUUUUGGAAGCUUGGUCUAGCGGCCGCAUACUUUAGAAGAAGCGGGAGAUCUCGUUCGAAUGGCGAUUUCUUAGAUUAUCUGAGAACAACUGUGUAUACCCCAACCUUGAUUUCUCCUUAUCGAUUGUGA